Molecule: messenger RNA, 1237 nt
Organism: Acomys russatus (golden spiny mouse)
Lineage: Eukaryota; Metazoa; Chordata; Mammalia; Rodentia; Muridae
Gene: Izumo1
Product: izumo sperm-oocyte fusion 1
Exons: 9
Coding region: 77-1237 (386 amino acids)
Biological process (GO): heterotypic cell-cell adhesion; sperm-egg recognition; fusion of sperm to egg plasma membrane involved in single fertilization
Cellular component (GO): plasma membrane; acrosomal membrane
Molecular function (GO): signaling receptor binding; protein binding involved in heterotypic cell-cell adhesion
Source: RefSeq, a predicted model, not a curated record
GCGCCCUCUCCGCUGCCCUCAGUUUGGGGUGAGAAGACCCUCUGGCGGUGCUGGCGAGCUGUGUGCUCUGGCCUCCAUGGGGCCGCUGUUUACACUCUUGCUGGCAGCGCUGGCCGACUGCCUGUGUCCAGCGAGGUCCUGCAUCAUAUGUGACCCGUUUGUGGUGGCUGCACUAAAGACUUUGGAGCAGAGUUACCUGCCUGGCCACCUGGCACCCGAGUAUCAUGAAAACCUUAUGAAGAAGGUGGAGCAGACAGUGAAGGACUUUAAAGACCUGCCUUUGAAUCAGGACACCUACGUGGGGGCCGUGGAUGAGGACACACUGGAACAGGCAUCCUGGAGUUUUCUGAAGGAUUUGAAACGUAUCACAGACAGCGACGUGAAAGGAGAGCUCUUUGUAAAGGAAUUAUUCUGGAUGCUUCGUCUACAAAAGGACAUCUUUGCCACGCUUGCUACACGGUUUCAAAAGGAAGUUUAUUGUCCCAACCAAUGUGGCACGAUGCUGCAGACCUUGAUCUGGUGUAAUAGGUGUGAGAAGCAGAUCCACUCUUGUCGGAAAUCCUUGGACUGCGGGGAGCGUCGGAUAGAGGUGCAUCGGUUGGACGACAUGAUCCUGGACUGUCAGCUCAGUUGGCACCAUGCUUCUGAAGGACUUACGGAUUACAGUUUUUACAGGGUUUGGGGGAACAGUUCUGAGACCUUGAUGACCAAGGGGAAAGAUCCCUACGUAACCAAGACGAUGGUGGGUCCCGAGGAUUCCGGCAACUACCGCUGCGAACUGGGAACCGUCAACUCAGGUCCCGCCACUAUCAUCCAUUUUCGUGUCAUAGUAUUGCCCCCAAGGAUCGUAGAGGAAAAACCACCACCAAACGUCAUAGCCCAAGAGGAGGAGACCCCUGGCGAGGUGACGGCAGAGACCCCGGAUCCGGUACUUACAAUCACCCAUUCUCCAAAACCACCGACAAGCCUGAAACAUCGCCUUUUUAUACUGCUGAUCCUCGGCUUCGUAGUUCUUGUGGCCAGCAUCAUUGCCUCGGUACUUCACUUUAGGAAGAAAGCCAGAGCUAAAUCAAAGACCUCAAGUUUGGAGGUCAAAUCUACACCUACGACAGAGCUGGAGAGGCCCUCUAUACAGCUGGAGUCAUCCGAACCGGUCGAAUUGAAGCUCUCUCAGUCAGACGCUCCGAGUGGCACUAAGGAAAUAGAGGAAGAAGAGGCCGGGGAAUCAGAAAGCUAA